AUGGCACCCAAGCAACUCAACUUCAUCACCGGCAACAAGAACAAGCUAGCCGAAGUGCAAGCAAUCCUCGCCCCUACUGGUGUCGACCUCUCAAAUCAAUCUGUGGACUUGCUCGAGAUCCAGGGCACGAUUGAGGAGAUUUCCAAGGACAAGUGCCGUAGAGCAGCUGACACAGUUGGUGGUCCGGUUCUGGUAGAAGACACAUGUCUCUGCUUCGAUGCCUUUGACGAACUCCCGGGCCCAUACGUUAAAUGGUUUAUGCAGUCGCUCGGUGUCAAGCAAUUCCACAAGCUUCUUGCUGGCUUCGAGGACAAGGGUGCUCAGGCCGUGUGUACAUUUGCAUAUUCGGAAGGCCCUGGCCACGAGCCCAUUGUUUUCCAAGGAAGGACCAAAGGCAAGAUUGUCGAGGCUCGUGGACCUACCGACUUCGGAUGGGACGCAUGCUUCGAGUACGAGGGCCAGACAUAUGCUGAGAUGGCCAAGGUUGAGAAGAACAAGAUCUCGCACCGCGGUAAGGCAUUGGCCAAGCUCACCGAGUGGCUCAAUGCACACACCGAGUAA
Aureobasidium pullulans EXF-150 is the source of this 561-nucleotide messenger RNA. Its product is annotated as Ham1-like protein. The record is from RefSeq and is a predicted model, not a curated record. Gene Ontology annotation, molecular function: nucleoside triphosphate diphosphatase activity. Gene Ontology annotation, cellular component: cytoplasm. Gene Ontology annotation, biological process: nucleoside triphosphate catabolic process. The transcript has 5 exons. Lineage: Eukaryota; Fungi; Ascomycota; Dothideomycetes; Dothideales; Saccotheciaceae. Bases 1 to 561 code for a protein of 186 amino acids.